ACAAGCGUGUGUCGGCCAUGACGGAUUGAAGCAGGAUUUGUAAAUGAUUGUAGAACAUUAGGGACUGUUGUAAUCAUGGCCCUAACACUGCACAUCAAGUAUGUGGAGAAACUGAAGGGGCGGGCCGAGCGGCUCAUCAAAGUCUCCUUUCGUGGUCUAUCCCACUACACGAAAACAUUGGAAAAUGUGGAGGAUUCUCUGGCAUUUGAUGAGAUGUUUGAGUGGCCAGUGGCCCGACCCAUCGAAGCCGAGGAGGUCAUCGACAUUCAGGUCUUCAACUACAACAAGUACUUGAGUAACAGACUUGUCGGCACAUUCCGCAUGAUCCUGCAGGAGCUGAUAGAGGUCGGGAAUGUCAAGAUCUCAGACAGUCUGCUCGACAGCAACAACGUCGUUAUGAAGACCAGCAUAACCUUCGAGCUGACUUACAACGCGCCAGACGGCUCGGUGGGGCUAUGGCAGAAAGGAGGGUUCCAGAAACUCAAGAGCACCGAGCUCAGGCGAGGGCUAAACGAGGAGGAACAGCUCAAUGAGCUUAACAAACAGGAGCACAAGUCUUUCCUGGAGUACGACAAAGACACAGACACUGAAUGUUUGAUCACCACCACACCCUCCCCGUCUACCAAGGGUUCCAUGCUGAGCCUAGUAUCCAAUUCUUCAGCCAGCAAGUCGCCGAAAAGCACAAGCAGCAAGUUUGGGUCGGUGGUCAAGAUGGCUAUGAUGAUGCGUCAGAGGUCAGCCACGCCGGAAACAGAGGAGGACAGAGUGACCUUGACUGACCAGUUAGAUCCAGACUCGAGCGAUCUUGAUGCCCGGGCAGCGGAAGUGGCAUCCAUGUUGGCCAGGACCAACAGGAAUGUGGAGCCUGAGGACACGAGCACCAUGCCCACCCCCAUCACAGGGCAGAUGAAAAGAAACAAGACAACCUUGAUGACAGAAGACUCGCUCAUGAAAGCUCAAGAUUUCCAGGUCUGUGUGACCAUCAUAGAAGCCAGACAGCUGGCAGGACUCAACAUGGACCCUGUGGUGUGUGUCCAGGUGGGUGACCAGAAGAAAUACACCAGCGUCAAGGAGUCGACCAACUGCCCGUAUUACAAUGAGUACUUUGUCUUCGACUUCCACAUGCCGCCCCUGAUGUUAUUUGACAAGAUCAUCUCCCUCUCGGUCCAGCACUUCCGUAAGUUCCUCCGCUCUGGGAACGUGGUGGGCAGCUUCAAGCUGGACGUGGCUACCGUUUACAGACAGCUGGACCACCAAUUCUACCACAAGUGGGCCAUGCUGAUGGACCCGGAAGAUAUCAACGGUGGGGUCAAAGGUUACCUCAAGUGUGACAUUGCCGUCAUAGGAAAAGGAGACUCCGUUAAAGUCCCACCAAAGUCUGAGAAGGAAGAUGACGACAUUGAAGCCAACCUGCUGCUCCCCGACGGAGUGCCGGCAGACCGGCAAAAAGCCCGGUACGUCGUGAAGAUCUACCGGGCCGAGGGUCUGCCCAAGAUGAACGCCGGCAUCAUGGCGAAUGUCAAGAAAGCUUUUACCGGAGAGAAUCGCGAUCUGACGGAUCCGUUUGUGGAAGUCAGUUUUGCUGGACACAGGGGACGCACCUCCGUCAAGAAAGGUUGCUACGAGCCGGUGUGGAACGAGCAGGUGACCUUCACCGAGAUGUUCCCACCACUCUGCCGUAGGAUACGUCUGCAACUCAGGGAUAACGACAGCGUCAACGAUGACGUCAUCGGGACACAUUUCAUCGACCUCUCGCUGAUAUCCCACGAAGGCGAGAAAGGUUUCUUGCCAACCUAUGGACCCGCAUGGGUCAACCUGUACGGGUCGACCCGGGACUACCAGAUCCUGGCAAAACACGGCCACCUGAACGACGGGCUGGGGGAGGGCGUGUCCUACAGGGGGCGUCUCAUGAUCUCCGUCAAGACAGAGAUCAUCGACACGGAGGACAUAGGCGUGACCCUGGUGGAGGUGGAGGCCACGCCCCCUGUCUCUGAGACUGCUGCCGGGAGGACAGAGGAAUAUUUUCUGUUUGGAUGUUUUCUGGAGGCCGCCAUGAUUGACAAGAAGGUUGGGGACAGGCCAAUACAUUUUGAGAUGAGCAUUGGUAACGCCGGUAAUGUCAUGGACGGCUACAACCCGCCGUGCCGCCACAGCCGGGACGACAGUUCCGAUGAGACGGACCAGGGGUCGGACCAGGAAGAUGACCGCUUGACCGCCUCCCAUGAUGCCCCGCAGUGGGUGAGCACCACGGUGCCGGUGAAGCCAGUCAGCCGUGACAAGUGCUACUAUCACCUGCCCUACUAUGAGGACAAGCCGUGCGUGUACCUGACGGAACACUUUGAGGACCAUCGGCGCCGGAUGUACAACUCCAACAUCAUUGAGAAGAUCUGCGAGAAGCUGGAUGACGGGCUCGCGCAUGUGCAGAUAAUGAUUGACGAUGAGCAGCCAUUUCCGGAACAACGUUUGAGGCUCGUCUUUGAGGAAUUGGGUCAAGGUUGCUCCAAGUUCGUGUCCCUGGUCAAAGGGACCGGGGGUGGGUCGGCGGCCGGCAAGACCAAACUGGACAAGGAGAGACACAAGUUGUUGGUCAGAGAAAUGGACCAGCUGUCCACAUUGGCCAGGACAAUGAAAGCAACUGUGACCAAAUCUAACAUGAUGGACAAGAUUAAAGCUGGCAGUCAAUACCUCAACAAGCUGAAGAGUUUGUCAAUAGAGCCCCAACACGCCCUCCCUGACAUCUUCAUCUGGAUGUUGAGCCACAACAAAAGGAUCGCCUACCAAAGGAUCCCCGCUAGACAGGUCAUCUAUAGCAUCGUGGAUGAGGAGAGGGGCAAAGACUGUGGGAAACCUCUCACACUGCUGCUCAGGCUGCCGGGCAAGCGAGCCAUGGGGUCAGCUGGUUGGACCAUACAAACCAAGCUCCAGGUUUUCCUCUGGCUGGGCCUGUCCAAGCACAAGAAAGAUUUCCUCAAGGGCCUGCCCAGAGGAUACGAGGAGACCAAGCAGCUCAAACAGGCCUGUAAGCCGUCUGGGGCACCGCCGGGGUACAUACACUAUAACGAGCGCCAGUCAUUCCAGCUAAGAGCCCACAUGUACCAGGCGAGACAACUCAUCGGAUCUGACGCUUCAGGUCUGUCUGACCCGUUUGCCCGGAUCGCUUUUGCCGACCAGAGUCUGGCCACUCAGGUGAUUGAGCAGACUUUGAGCCCCACCUGGGACGAGAUGCUGAUACUGACCGAGGUCCAGGUGUACGGCAUGAUGGACGAGAUCGUGGACGAGCCCCCAACGGUGGUGGUCGAGAUCUUCGAUCAGGACAAAGUGGGCAAGUCAGAGUUCAUAGGCCGCGCCCUCUGCAAGCCGGUGGUCAAGCUGAGCAGUGAAGCCUACAAGCCCCCCAAAUUCCCGCCCCGCCUAGAAUGGUGGGACAUCUUCCGCGGGCCGGACCGCGCCGGGGAGCUCCUGGCGACCUUUGAACUCCUCCAGAAACCCUUCGAGGAAUCGGAUUUGAAGGCCGCAUAUCAGACACCACCACACGCUCGAAAGAUUCCGUUAGCUCCCUUUGGUGAUUCUUCUGGUCAAGACUUACCGCCCUUGGAGCUUCCAGAAAUGAAGAAAGACAGAGGUCCCAUUAUGCCCGUGCCCAAAGGCAUUCGACCCAUCCUCAGUAAACACAGAAUUGAAGUUCUGUUCUGGGGUGUCCGAGACUUGAAGCGUGUCCAGCUACAGCUGGUUGACCACCCACGUAUCGACAUCGAGUGCGCAGGUCACGUGCUGUCCUCAUCCGUGCUACAGAACUCCAGGAAGAAUCCAAACUUCAGCGUGCCGGUCAAGUACUUCGAUGUGGAGCUGCCAGAGAACGAGCUGUACUGUCCCCCCAUCACCAUCCGCUGUGUGGACUGUCGCAGCUUCGGUCGUUUCACCCUAGUCGGCACUCACGUCAUCAGCAACCUGCACAAGUUCAUGUAUGUGCCGACCACAACUCACGCCAAGAACACACUCCAGAAAAUAUUUGCAUUGAAAGGGCUGGACGAGGUCAAGGUCAUCCAGUCGGGGUCACCGGUCUCCACCAAGUCGGAGGACGUGACUAUCAACAUGGACGAGAACCUUCCGCUCAUCACACGUGACCAGUACAUCACCAUCAACACGGGUCCCAGUACAAAAGACGAAAAAACUGCGGAAAACAAAAAGAAAAAAGCCAAGAAAAAGACGGUGGAAGAGGACGAGCCGGACAUGGAGGCACUGGACUGGUGGAGCAAGUACUUCGCCUCGGUGGAAACUAUGAUCAGGGCAGAUCCCAAUGAUGAGGAACACGGCCACGCCGAUGACGUCUUCAACGUGGAACUGCUGCAGGCGGAGAGCCGGGCCCAGGACUCCAAGCAGUCGCAGGACGACGACCUGAGCAUCAAGCGGGCAGCAAAUGGCGGAUACGGCACUCUAGCAGACGAGGUGGAGAUCAAAGAGGCGAAGAGGUUCGAGAGGGAGGUCAAGAAGAUGGUGGAGAGGCGAGACCUGGAGAAGAAGAAAGACGCCUCUCUGGCCAAACAGCUCUCUCCCAAAGCUCAGAGAAAGAGGGAGAAGUUGUUGAGUAACACGUCACAGCUCAAGGUGUAUCCCACGGAGCUGGAGACGCAGCUGCAGUUUAACGGCUUCCGGGACUGGCUCCACACCUUCGAGCUGUUCCGCGGGAAAAACAUGGGCAACGACGAGCCGGAUGAGAACAGGAUUGUGGGAAAGUUCAAGGGUUCAAUGAAGAUCUACAAGAUACCGCUACCACCUGACAUAGAGGACUGCACCAUCACCGGCGGAGAUCCGGCGUACGGUCUUUUUCAGGGCCUACCCAGUAAUGAGCCGGUCAAAGUGUUGGUCCGUAUAUACAUAGUCAAGGCCAAUGACCUUCACCCUGCUGACAUCAACGGUAAAGCUGACCCCUACCUGGUCAUCCGACUGGGCAACAAGACACAGAACGAUAAAGAGAGCUACAUCUCCAAACAGCUGAAUCCAGUCUUUGGCAAGUGCUUUGAAAUGGAAGCCACCUUCCCCAUGGAAUCCCUCCUGACGGUCCAAGUCUACGACUGGGAUCUCAUUGGGGUCGACGACCUGAUCGGUGAGACCAAAGUUGACCUUGAGAAUCGAUACUACAGCCGGCAUCGAGCCACGUGUGGUCUGGCACACAAGUACGAGCUGCACGGCUACAACGCGUGGAGAGACCCCCAAAAACCCACCCAGAUCUUGGCCAAACUGUGUAAAGAUGGUAAAGUGGAUGGCCCACACUACCAGCCUGGGAAGGUGCGGGUGGCCAACAGGAUCUUCACGGCCCCUGUAGAGAUCGAGGAUGAGAACGGGGUGAAGAAGGCGACAGACGAGCACCUGGCUCUGGCUGCCCUCAACAACUGGAGCGAGAUUCCAAAGGUCGGCUGUCAUCUGGUGCCAGAACAUGUGGAGACCAGGCCGUUGUUCCAUCCUGAGAAGCCAGGGAUAGAGCAGGGCAAGCUAGAGAUGUGGGUCGACCUGUUCCCCAUGGACAUGCCCGCCCCAGGGCCGCCCGUCGACAUCUCCCCCAGGAAACCCAAGAGUUACGAACUGCGAUGUAUCAUCUGGAACACCGACGACGUCGUGCUUGAGGACGACGCCUUCUUCACGGGCGAGAAAAUGUCGGACAUCUACGUCAAGGGCUGGAUCAAGGGAUCGGAGGACAUGCAAUCCACGGAUAUUCACUACAGGUCAUUGACAGGGGAAGGUAACUUCAACUGGAGGUUUUUGUUUCCCUUUGACUACCUAGUGGCUGAGGAGAAAAUCGUCAUCUCGCGAAAGGAGACUUUGUUCUCGUGGGACGAGACCGAGUCCAAGGUCCCGGCCCGCCUCAAUCUGCAGGUCUGGGACGCUGACCACUUUUCUGCUGACGACUUCUUGGGUUCCUUGACCCUUGACCUGAACCGGUUCCCCCGGGGCGCCAAAUCCUCCAAGCUGUGUACCCUGGACAUGCUGAAGACGGACGGGUCGGUGCCACAGAUGUCUCUGUUUAAACACAAGAGGGUCAAGGGCUGGUGGCCAUUCCACGUCAAGAACGAGGGCAGUGAUGAGCUCGAGCUGACGGGGAAAGUUGAAGCAGAGUUGCAUCUGAUGACGUCAGAGGAGGCAGAAAAACACCCGGCCGGACUGGGGCGCUCCGAACCCGAUCCUUUAGAGAAGCCAAACCGACCCGACUCGUCCUUCAUGUGGUUCAUGAACCCCUUCAAGUCCCUGCGCUACAUCCUCUGGCACAACUACAAGUGGAUCAUCAUCAAGCUGUUCCUGCUCGCCCUGCUCACGGCCCUGCUCCUGCUCUUCUUCUACUCCAUGCCGGGCUACACGGUCAAGAAGAUGUUCAACGCUUAACUUCGGUCCCAGGGGUCACUCUCUGGAGGCUCCCUCAGCGGUCACUCGCUUUUGGAGCCCCCCCCCCCAGCGGUCACUCGUUGAUGCUCCCCUGCGGUCACUCACUGUAGACUCCCCCCACGGUCACGGGGCUGUGUCUAAUCUCCCCACAGCGCGACACCAACAACAUAAUUGUGGCCGCAAGCUCUUGGUACUGAUAAAUCAGCUUGACAUGUUAAUUGGAUCAAACCUCAUUACCCGACCAACUUAAUUAACGUAAAUUAAUUAUGAUAAUUAUUUGGCUUUAUAAUUGACUGAAAGAGCAGGGAUUAUAGACUAAUAUUAAGGUGGAUACAGUUUUUGUCAUUCUUGAAGUUUUGUUAACUUCAGACACCAACAGCGGGUGUGAUGUUGUUUUUUUUUUAUAUAAAAUUAUUUUAUUAAAAAAUCUAAAUGUUGGUUAAUGUAAAUAUAUUACCAUGUAAAUAUAUAAUUAAUAUGUGCAAUAAUAAAAUAUAUUAUUGUUUACUUUAAACCUGUAAAUGCUAUUUUGUUUUUAAAUUAAUUUGUAUGCACUAACAUUGUUACCCCCCUUAACACCAAAGCUGUUAACGCCCUUUAAUGUGUUUAUUCAAAAUUUAAAUCUACCCUUUUUUAAUUAUGUUGAUGCUAAUUCAUACCGUUUACUUACAAUAAAUCUGAUUUUAUUGUGAAGUAAAUUUUUCAUUUACACUUUUCUAAGCUUGAGCAAACUAUUCUUAUAUUUUUGAAUUUGAACACUUUUUGCUGACUUUGUGAUAUGAUAAUAAUAUAAUGCCGUUGAUAUAUUGUAAAUUUGUGAUACUUUAUAUAUUUUUUUUUCAAAUUGGAUAUUUUAUUCCUUGAUAUACAUUCACUUAGAUCUAGUUUGAGGGCAAGGUCACCCAAGGCCAGAGGUCACCUAUUUGUAUACAGGUAUCACCAGUGGCGUAGCGAGGUCGGGUGUCACCCGGUGCGGCACUUAAUGGUGU
This is a messenger RNA of Physella acuta, 7364 nucleotides long. Its product is annotated as otoferlin. Lineage: Eukaryota; Metazoa; Mollusca; Gastropoda; Physidae. Gene Ontology annotation, cellular component: membrane. Gene Ontology annotation, biological process: plasma membrane organization. The record is from RefSeq and is a predicted model, not a curated record.